Molecule: messenger RNA, 1914 nt
Organism: Triplophysa dalaica
Lineage: Eukaryota; Metazoa; Chordata; Actinopteri; Cypriniformes; Nemacheilidae
Gene: phlda3
Product: pleckstrin homology-like domain, family A, member 3
Exons: 2
Coding region: 778-1155 (125 amino acids)
Biological process (GO): positive regulation of apoptotic process
Molecular function (GO): phosphatidylinositol phosphate binding
Source: RefSeq, a predicted model, not a curated record
GUUUGAUGAGAGCAUUUUAUCUGAAUGGAAAUCAGUGCAAAUGAUCUCUUAUCCCUGUCGAAAAAACAGCAUCUGCUUGGUUAGGAAUGUUUUGAUGCUGGUUUGACCAGCUUAAACCAGCCAAGGAUCAGCACAUGAACAUCUUGAGCAGAUGACCAUCUCAAACCAGCACAAACGAGCAUCAAAACAUACCAACAACAGGAAUGAUAGAUUCCCGUAUCAUUGAGUAUAUUAACAGCAGUGUGAACUGCAGCGUUAACUAUCGUUUACACUUAGUUUAAAACAAACAUCCUUUCAGGCAAAUGCAAUGGGACGUAAAAACGCUAGAGUAUGAAUAGAUGCACGCGCUAAUGUUUAUCAGGCAGCAGCAUUCCAGCGCGCGGGUAAGUAGGGCUAAUCCCCGUGACGUCACAUAGGGUGGGGGUGAGUCCAUCGGAAACACGAGAAGUGUCGCUUUCAGAGGAGCAUGUACCAACAUGCCCACAAUACGGGACUUCCAAGUCAACUGUGGCUAUAUAAUAAAGUCGGAAAUGGAUCUUUAACCAGGCGUCUGCCGGCACUGCAGCGACGAUAUGUCAUAAACAAGAACCGGUUAGUGGAAUCACUUUUAGCGUUUCCAGUUAAAAUCGGCACAAAUGAAGCUUUAAAUUCGGUAGGCGCGCACCGGUUUUGCGCGUUUGCGUAAAAUCUUCCAUUAAACGGCAGCGGACGCGUCACCUUCGGGAUUCACACCAACAACUACAGAUUGUUUUUUGACGUUUUCACGCUUCACUCACAAUGAGCCUGACUAAAGUCAUGAAGGACGGCUAUUUGGAGAAGAGGAGCAACGGACUUCUACAGCUGUGGAAGAAGAAGCGCUGCGUUCUGACGGAGGACGGUAUCCGUCUGUAUGACUGCAAAGGCGAGAAAGAGUUGCGCUUCGAGCGGAUGGGCACGCUGGAUUGCGUGGAGUACACACGGGGUCUGGUUUACUUCACCAUCGUGAUGAACGACGGCAAGGAGAUCGACUUCAGGUGCCAGCAAGAGGGAACGGCGUGGAACGCGGAGAUCGCGCUCGCGCUGGUGCGCUUCAAAAAUCGCGUCGCCGUUCAGACCGGCAGGAACAGACAUAUGUCACAUCUGGGCAGCUGCGGGGAGGGAGACGUCGAGCUAUAAGGAAUAUCUCAGCUCACACGCAGACUGAAUCCAUGAAAGAGAGACUGAAUGCUGAAGAAAGACUUAUUCUGAUUCUCGACCACAAAGAAGUUUGAAGACUCUUUUGUACUUCCACCAUAUUUUUUAAUCACCUCCACGCCUUUUUGUGUGAACACGAACAAUGUGGAUGGAAUCGUAUCCGUUGGUGUCAGUCGGCACGGAGAAUCUCUUAAACAGUGGAAUUAUUUUGCUCGCACGUUAGUUGCAGAAGCCACUGGAUUGCUCAACCCUUAAUUCAACGCAUGCAAAUGUCACAUUGAGUGGAUUUUAGUGAACACUUUGCAUUUUUCAAGAGACAUUUACCUCGCGCCAAAUGGAGGACAUUGUUUUGCAUUCACCCAGCAGUAUUAUAAAUCAAAGCAUGAUGCCGCUUUAGAAGACAUUCAAUGAAGUAUGAUUCACGGCCCCUGUGCCGAACUGUUAAACAUUUCAGAAGUGCUUGGAAACACAACCUGGAUUCAUUCAAUCGUCCUUCAAGGGUUUUUAAACACAGCAGGAAGACCGGACUGCUGUUUUUUGGAACGUAUCCCAUGGAUGAAUGGAAGACUUCAUGUUGGUUUCUGUUUGGCAACGUUGUUAUUACUUUUACACAGUUUCUCCAUAUUCUCUAGCUUUCAUAGCCUGAACAGCUACCAAAGUUCUGUGCUCUUCUAAGGAAAGGAAUGUUUUUUGUAUAGCAGACACAUUGUUCGAAUAAAUAAGAUAAUUUGUGGCUUUGUA